Fusarium poae is the source of this 1524-nucleotide messenger RNA. RefSeq lists its product as uncharacterized. The record is from RefSeq and is a predicted model, not a curated record. Gene Ontology annotation, biological process: transmembrane transport. The coding region runs from base 1 to 1524 and encodes 507 amino acids. The transcript has 3 exons. Lineage: Eukaryota; Fungi; Ascomycota; Sordariomycetes; Hypocreales; Nectriaceae. Gene Ontology annotation, cellular component: membrane. Gene Ontology annotation, molecular function: transmembrane transporter activity.
AUGGCAGACCAGAAGCCAGACGACCACAUGGCCACGGCCAAAACAAGCGUCGAGUCGCAAUCCCGCGGCGCGACAGCCCAAGCCCUCGCAAUGGACCCUCAGCAUCGCGCCGCCGUCGAAAAGCGAAUGAAGCGCAAGCUCGAUACCCGUUGCGCCCUCUUCGUCCUCAUCUACAUCAUGAACUACCUCGAUCGCAAUAACAUGGCCGCCGCCCGUCUCAAGGGUCUCCAGGAGGACCUCAACCUGAGCUACAACCAAUACGCAACCUGCUUGAGUAUUCUGUACGUCGGGUACAUCCUCAUGCAGGUCCCCUCCAACAUGUUCAUCAACCGCAUCCAGCGUCCUUCGCUGUACAUUUCUGCCGCCAUGUUGCUCUGGGGUCUUAUUUCUACACUCAGCGGUAGCGUGCACAACUUUGCCGGAAUGGUCUGCAUUCGAUUCUUUCUCGGUUUCGUUGAAGCCGCUUUCCUACCUGGUGCGCUGCUCAUUCUGUCCAAAUGGUACACCCGAAGCGAACUCACCAAGCGCAAUGCCAUUCUCUUCUGUGGUAACCUCAUCUCCAACGCCUUCUCCGCCCUCGUCGGCGCGGGGGUUUUGUCCAAUAUGCAGGGUGUGCUGGGCCACGCUGCAUGGCGAUGGCUGUUCUGGAUCGAGGGCGCCAUCACCAUGGGUGUCGCCGUGUCUGCUGCCUUUAUUCUCCCCGACUUGCCUCACAACUCACGUGGUUUCACCGAGGAGGAGAGACAGGUUGCACAAUUGCGCAUGGUGGAAGAUGUUGGUGAGGCGGAUGAGGAUUCUCGUGAGGAGAGCGCCUUUUACGGUCUCAAGCUUGCUGUGAAGGAUGUCAAGAUUUACAUCAUGAUGCUUACCUUUACUGCAUAUGUUGUUGGACUUUCGUUCAAUGCCUUUUUCCCCAGUUUGACCCAGACGCUUGGAUUCGGUUACGUUCCCACUCUUUUGAUGAGCGCGCCUCCAUGGGUCUUUUCUUGUAUUGUCUCGGUCAUCAACGCUUGGCACUCUGACAAGACAGCCGAAAAGUUCUGGCAUAUUGUCGGCCCAAUUGGUGUCGGAACAAUUGGUUUCAUCAUCAGCAUGGCCACCGAAGCCGUCGCAGCGCGUUACCUCGCCCUCUUCCUCCAAGCAUCAUCCUACGCCGGCUUCAUCGUCUUUUACUCGUGGAUCUCGUCUUCAUUCCCCCGACCACCCGCCAAGCGCGCUGUCGCGAUUGCCAUGAUCAACGCGUUCAGUCAAUUGGGUAACGUGGCUGGUUCAUACGUGUGGGAUCUCAAGGAGAACGGGUACCGAAAGAGUUACGGCAUUGUGCUGUCCAUGUUUGGUGUGACGGUGUUGGGAUGUUACAUCUUUAGACUGGUGCUGAUCGACCUCAACAAGAAGCUUGAGAGGGGAGAGGCGACUGCUUGGGAGACGAGACAGGAUGUGGCUGCGCAUACUGCUGCGGUUGAGGUCAUGGAUAGCCCUGAUGAGGCUUUGAGGAUGAAGCGGGAUUUCCGAUACCUUAUUUAG